UUUUAGUAACAUUCUUCUCUUUUAUAAUCCUUCUAAGGUGGAAACAAGAGACCAAAAAAUACAAUCAGAACUGAGCCAGACGUACCAAUUCAGGAGGAUAAGCAUCAACUUAAUAAGUCAUUGAUUUUGUGGCUAUGUAAAUUAGUCUACUUUACUUGGGAAGAUGCUACUGAUUCCAUUAGUCGCUUCCGUACCUUUGCAGCUUGAGGACAAGCUAAACUUGAAGAUGGGUCGGAUUUUUGGAUACUGAUCCCAAAUCAGAGUUUUAAUUUGUUAAUGUUUAGUACUCCAAAUCGGAUUUGGAGUAUUUGUUUAGGAAUAUGUAUUUGUUAUGCUUUCUUUCAGUAUUUCUUUAGGAUUAGGAGUUUUUAUUAUAGCCUAUAUAUACUGGUUAUCAGCGUUUUAUUCAUUCAAUACGAUUGAGCUUUGCUUAUUUGAGGUGGUUGAUCCCCAAUCAAAGAAUCUGUGUAAUCUAUUGCUGGUAUUAGGAUCCGUUCGUUAGUGUAGGAUCCUAUCAGUUUAUAUCCAAAUACUAAAGGUAGAAAAGAAAACUAAAAGUAGAAAAGAGAGCAACAUGUCCGCUAUAUUAACAAACUUCGGAGAAAGAUAUGAUGACGAUGAUACGAGUCAUUACCAGCAUGGCAUUCCUGGAAUACCUACUGAUGGAAAAGUUGUUCUACUAAAAAAUUCAAAGUUGAAGUCUAACGUCUACCUUGUUGGAACUAAUCAUAUGUCUAAGGAGAGCGCUGAUACUGUCAAGAAGGUGAUCAACUAUGUCAGGCCUAAUGCAGUGGCGAUUGAGCUGUGCGAGCAACGUGCCGAUUUAAAGAACUCUGAAACGGAGGAUGUUAACUUGUUUAAGGUUUUUUGCAAUUGCAUGCUCCGUCCUGGGAAGUUGCCCAUGAAGAUUCAUCUCUUUGCUGAAGCUUGUUGGAAAUUACGGUUACAAGCUGCUUGUAUAGAUUCAGGCCUGGAGUUUAAGGUUGCAAUGCAAGAGGCUUCUAAAAUCAGAGCAAGAUGUUUCUUCAUUGAUGAAGAUAUUGAUGUCACCUAUGAAAAGAUGUCAAAAGUUUUCUCUUGGGUUCUGCUAUGGGAACACUUGUUUGCUGAGGUCGACUACACUAGAGCAUCUUUACGGGAAGAUAAGGCUAACGAGAAAAAACAAUAUCCGGAAUUUAUGAAGGUGGUCGAUGAUGAUAGAGAAAAGUUUAUGUUUGAGAAAAUUCGAACUAUUAGAAAAAAAAAGUUGUGGUAGUGGUUGGGAUGGAACACAUGGAUGGAAUCGAAUUAUUGUGGAAACAUGCAGAGAAGGAUAUGCUUCUAAAAAAAGAAAAAUGCAGAGGGUGUAAUAAAAAACCUCUCUCAUCAAAAAAGAAAAAACACAAUAAGCAACGUCAUUGGAAAAAAAAAAGUGGUAGCCAUGGUUAAUACAGACAGGGUAGAGUGGUUGGUGUGAAGAUUAAUUUUUUUGGGAGAAUCUGGAACUUGCAUCUUUAGAGAAAAACAAAAGUUUUUGGUUUCAUCUGAUACUUCUUCUAACCAGCAAUGUAAUCAGAUAUUCGUAUAGAUUGUUGAAAUGCUAAUUCUGGGUUUCUCACAUGUCAACACUACUAAAUUUGUCCUCUUUGAAUCAUACUGACAUUGGAACUCCAUUUUCAUUGAUUCAA
Messenger RNA from Papaver somniferum (opium poppy), 1667 nucleotides. RefSeq names its product traB domain-containing protein-like. The record is from RefSeq and is a predicted model, not a curated record. NCBI's taxonomy places the organism in Eukaryota, Viridiplantae, Streptophyta, Magnoliopsida, Ranunculales, Papaveraceae. The transcript is spliced from 7 exons. The coding region runs from base 575 to 1255 and encodes 226 amino acids.